AUGGUUCCUUCUCCAAAGGUACCCACCUCGAUCGUAACCCUCGGACCCACUGCUACAGUAUUUACUGUGCCACCAGCGGUACCACCUUCGGCAUAUCUGACACCUCCUCCAGAAGUGCCUACUGCGUACCGGGCACCACCGCCACUUGUGCCUGCUACUGCAUACCCGGCACCCGCACCAGCAGUACCAAUUACUCCUUAUCCGGUGCCACCACCUACCGUACCUCCAGCCACUCCUACCUAUAUUGACCCUGCAGUGCCACCAACGGUACCUGCCCCGACUUAUGUAGCAGCACCAGGAGUACCUUCUCCGGCCUAUCCAGCGGUACCACUUGUACUACCAGCUCCAAUGGUUCCACCAGUUCACACGGCGAUAUCUACUCACCCUACUGAUAUAAUUAUGGCACGAGCUCGGAUUCCAUCUUUGGUAGAGUCGGUGAAAAGUCGAUUCACACUCUUCCGCGGGGAGAUUGAUCCGAACGUGGCUCAGUCUUGGAUAGAGACUAUGGAAUGA
Messenger RNA from Zingiber officinale, 513 nucleotides. RefSeq names its product vegetative cell wall protein gp1-like. The record is from RefSeq and is a predicted model, not a curated record. Bases 1 to 513 code for a protein of 170 amino acids. Lineage: Eukaryota; Viridiplantae; Streptophyta; Magnoliopsida; Zingiberales; Zingiberaceae. The transcript has a single exon.